Molecule: messenger RNA, 2349 nt
Organism: Trichoderma atroviride IMI 206040
Lineage: Eukaryota; Fungi; Ascomycota; Sordariomycetes; Hypocreales; Hypocreaceae
Source: RefSeq, a predicted model, not a curated record
AUGAUAGCCGUGAGACAUCUGAUCAGAGUCAGCUUGGCUCUGGUUGGCUUAUUUCCAUGGCUUGGACUAUCACUUGAUGUCGCUAUCCACCAGGAAUGUGUUGCCGCUGUUUUUGGUAUUAUCGGAAAUCUCAACUUUGAAGGCGUCGGUUACGGUGAAUACUAUUUGGGACUUUGCCAAAACCCUCUGAAAGCCACUUCUGUCUACGCUAUUUCUAGGGCAUAUUGCCCGCCAAAUGACCUAGAUACCGGGUUCACCUACUUCGGCUUGGCCUGUCAGACCUAUGGCAGCGUGGAACUCAUCCCAGAAGCAGACCUAGCUGCUAAUUUGACUGCUCAAGCAGUUAACAGCUUUCCUAUCCUUGAUCAGGAUGAUCCGAGGGUUUUGACUAACCUUACGACGCCAAUUCUGAUCUCGAGAGAGUGGUUUGAAUUGGGUUUCCGCACAGAGGUACGCUUUCUCCAUUCCAGUUCUUCCAAAUCCAUUGUCUCGCUGUCUAGGAGAAUUACUAAGAUUAUACAGGACACGUGGGAUUAUGAAGCCCGAACGCAUGCUGCCUAUGGAUACGCAAUGUAUGGUUUCUGGGGCGGUGUUCUCGUCAUUGGAUUUCUGCAUCGAAUUAUCACCUUGAUCAAUGAAAGCCGGCUGUCACCGUCAUCUAUCGGCCCCGAGGACACGGGAAGAGCAGAUAGUCGCGAGAAACAAACUGAAAAAAGCCGUCUAUUUGUAUCGAUGUACUCAUGGAUCCGCAAAAACCUUAUUACUCCAAGCGCUCUGCCUCCAUAUCGCCGCCAGUCUUUGUUCGGAUGCACCAUACCAACUCGCAUCGAGGUAUUCAUCGUCUUGUCAUAUUGGGUCGUUAGUUUCAUACUUUGUUGUGUAAACUACCGAGGAUUCAAAGGCAACCUUUACUGGUCUGCCGUUGCUCCUCAGAUAUGGCGAUAUAUUGCCGACCGAGCAGGCAUCAUGGCUUAUUCCAACUUACCCUUGAUGUGGAUGUUCAGUGGGCGUAACAACGUUUUCAUCUGGCUAACGGGCUGGCAAUUCUCUACGUUCAACCUCUUCCAUAGACAUAUCGCUCGCGUAGCGACUUUGCAAGCUAUCUUCCAUUCCAUUGCAUAUACGGCUUUCUAUUUCACUUCAGGCGAUGCGGUUGAUUACCGAGCAUCGUUCAAGGAGGCUUGGUGGUGUCUAGGAGUCGUGGCAACGAUUUCAAUGAGUUUUAUUGUUCUCUUCUCUUUCAGUUGGUUCCGUCGCAAGAUCUAUGAGUCUUUCCUUCUGAUCCACAUCGUUUUAUCUGUCGUGUUGAUUGUCGCUCUUUUCCACCACACGUCCAUAUUUGAUGGGGAAUACAAUCCUUAUUUAUGGCCUCUGGUCGCCAUUUGGAGCUUUGAUCGCUUCCUAAGGAUUGUUCGAGUAGUCUAUUGCAAUCUCCACGUACGACUGCGCAAAAAGGCACUCCAUCGUAGUGUUGCCGCGAUAUCCUACGACCAGGACGCCAAUAUCGUCCGUGUCGAUAUCAACACGCACGUAAAGCCAAAACCCGGUCAACACUAUUAUCUCUACCAGCCUUUCCGCUUUACUGGCUGGGAAAACCAUCCUUUCACUUUAGCAUACUGGAGCCAGUCCACGGAAGAAACUGCCCAGAUUCAGACUGGUUCCCCGGCCACAAAUAACGCAACAAAUCCGCCGUCGAGAAUUCAUGCAGUCGCUGAAGACGAGUAUAUUCUCUCUUUCUGGAUUCGCCCCUAUGAUGGCUGGACACGCCGUCUUCGUGAUAUGUGUCUAAAGUCUCAACCUACAUCCAAACUCUCUUCGGUCUCCAGACAGGCUAUCCUCCUUGAAGGCCCUUACGGCAUGGCCGAGCCACUGUGGGCGUUUGACGAGGUUCUUCUUAUUGCAGGCGGGUCUGGUGUUGCGGCCAUGAUACCGUAUAUACUUGAUCAUGUCUCACGGGCCGCUGCAGGCCAAACGCGCAUACGUGGACUCACGCUGGUUUGGUCCGAUCAUUCCGCAAAAGCUUCCAUCGACUCUUUACCAUUACCGUCUCCAGAUGAAAUCUCAAUAGAGAACACAUGCAAAGAGACGAAAGAAUGCGGUGUGCUCAAAGAUAAAGAGGCAGCUGAAGACAUACACGAGGCCGAUUCUUUAAUUUUCAGGACGGGCAGGCCUGAUAUUCCGAUGCUCAUUGAGAGUGCAGCGGCUUCUGCUAUCGAGUCUGGAUCACGGCUAGCUGUGAUGGCGUGUGGCCCCGGUGAGUUGGCAGAUACGGCCAGGGAAGCGACACAUCGGGCUAUGCAGAAUCAUAGCAAUUCUGUUGAGUAUUUUGAAGAGGCGUUUGGAUGGUAG